UCCGUUCCCGCUGUUGCUCGGAAGAGCGUCCGGGUUCAUUGAACCGAAACGCGCUCCCUCUUCCUCCGCGAUCGAUCCAUCUUCAAACGUAAGAGUAGAAGCUCUCUCCAUUUCCUCGCUCCAAUUUCAUAGCCAAAAGAGAAAAUUAAAAAAAAAAAAAAGAAAUUAAUCGCCAUGGCUUCGGCGAUCUCUUCGAUCUCCUCGCACUCGAGCGCCCCUCGCGAUCGCAAAGUGCUCCAGAUGAAGCAAUUUGAGCCGUCGAUCGCACAGUCGACGGCGAUCGGCGCCUCGCGGGGGAGACGGUGGGUGGUGAGCAGGCCGAUCUACGCAGCGGCACCACCACCGCCGGCGACGGCGCCACCGCCGGCGGCGGCGCUACCGCAUGCGGCGGCGGUGGCGGCGGUGGAGGAGGAGGAGGUGGUGGUGGAUUACGAGAAGCUGGCGAAGGGGUUGGAGAGCGCUUCGCCUCUGGAGAUUGUGGAUGAAGCUCUUAAGCGAUUCGGAGGCGACAUUGCCAUUGCUUUUAGUGGAGCUGAGGAUGUGGCGUUGAUAGAAUAUGCCCGGUUGACGGGCCGACCAUUCAGGGUCUUCAGCCUCGACACCGGACGACUAAACCCAGAGACCUACAGGUUCUUCGAUGCCGUAGAGAAGCACUACGGCAUCCACAUCGAAUACAUGUUUCCCGAUGCGGUAGAAGUUCAAGGCCUUGUGAGAAGCAAGGGCCUCUUCUCCUUCUAUGAGGAUGGGCACCAAGAAUGCUGCAGUAUAAGGAAGGUUAGACCCUUAAAGAGGGCUCUGAAGGGUCUUAGGGCUUGGAUCACUGGUCAAAGGAAAGAUCAGUCCCCUGGCACUCGAGCACAUAUCCCUCUUGUCCAGGUUGAUCCUUCCUUUGAAGGGAUGGGUGGUGGGAUUGGGAGCUUGAUUAAGUGGAACCCGCUCGCUACUGUCGAAGGAAAGGAUAUUUGGAAUUUCAUCAGAACCAUGGGUGUGCCGGUGAACUUAUUACAUUCACAGGGUUAUGUCUCGAUUGGCUGCGAGCCGUGCACCAGACCAGUCCUGCCCGGGCAACACGAGAGGGAAGGAAGGUGGUGGUGGGAGGAUGCAAAGGCUAAGGAGUGUGGACUCCACAAGGGGAACAUCAACGCAAACGGGUCCCAAGAGGUUGUCAUUAACAGGGAUGGGGCUCUUCGCACCAACUCUGUAAAUGGCGUGGCGGACAUCUUUGAGACCCAAGCUAUAGUCAACCUUCACAGGCAGGGAAUUGAUAACCUACUAAAGCUGGAAAAUAGGGUGGAACCUUGGCUUGUCGUCCUCUAUGCCCCUUGGUGCGGCUUUUGCCAGGGAAUGGAAACAUCAUUUGUUGAAUUGGCAGAGAAGCUCUCUGGUUCAGGUGUUAAAGUGGGAAAGUUCCGGGCUGACGGGGAUCAGAAGCAAUUCGCGCAGAAGGAGCUGCGGUUGGGAAGCUUCCCCACAAUUAUCUUCUUCCCAAAGCAUGCAUCUAGGCCUGUAAAGUACCCUUCCGAGAGGCGAGAUGUCGACUCGCUCCUCGCUUUCGUCAAUGCCCUCCGAUGAUCGGAGAUUCGGGUUUGAACGGCUUUUACCUCUCUUUCGAUCAGGUUUUGCAGAUACACCAAGUUUGAUCAGCGACUCAGAGGGUUUUUACGUCCUGUGAAGUUGAAGAUGGUGGGUUCAGAGUGAGAUCUUAUCAUAGGACUAACGAGAGUUAGCUUCAAGUUUUCCUUUCCCUUUUUUCCUUUUCCCCUUUUUUUUAUUGUGAUGUGGUUUAGCAUUAGUCUUUUGCAUCUUUGCAUUUAGUAAAGGAAUGAGUGACCAGUCCAAUUUCUUUUUGUAGCUUAGAUGAACUGUCCUACGUUUGUGUUGAUCAACCAUUUUCUCUGGACAAGUUGAUAGUAGGAAUGUUCCCACAUGGACAAAUCCUAGUACUCUAUAACAACAUGGAAGUGAAAGUCUCUAGUGUCACAAUCAUAUCACUAGGCAUCAAAUAUUAUUACAUCACAGAAAAUUUAUUAA
This is a messenger RNA of Ananas comosus (pineapple), 2031 nucleotides long. Its product is annotated as probable 5'-adenylylsulfate reductase 1, chloroplastic. The coding region runs from base 175 to 1572 and encodes 465 amino acids. Gene Ontology annotation, molecular function: phosphoadenylyl-sulfate reductase (thioredoxin) activity. The record is from RefSeq and is a predicted model, not a curated record. NCBI's taxonomy places the organism in Eukaryota, Viridiplantae, Streptophyta, Magnoliopsida, Poales, Bromeliaceae. The transcript has 6 exons.